CCGCCGGGUUCCGUGAUAAGAAACACGAAACAGGUACUCUGGAGUACCCAAUCCAUCCCCCCCCCCCCAGGCAGAAGGCUUGAUAUCUCUUCCAUUUGCCUGCUUCCAUCUUCUUCUCCUUCUUCACCCUGAAUCGGCACAAUGAACCUUCUCACCACCUUCUCUUGCUUGGUCGCCUUCCUCCUCCCGUUCGCCCCUUUUGUCUCCGCCGUGAAAUUGAUCAAGUCGAAUUCCCUUACGACUUGCCAGGAGGAUUCAAAGUUCACCACCAGUCUAUUCAAUAUCCUCCUCACACCCGACAAUAACACCCUUCAUGUGCAGGUUAUUGGGGUCUCGUCAAUUACCGGCUACGUUACCGCAGAUGCCCGAGUGCUCGCCUAUGGACAUCAAAUAUUAAAUGAGAAACUAAACCCUUGUAAUAUUAAAGGCGUCGAUUUGAAAACCCUUUGCCCCAUGCGGGCUGGCCCCAUCGAUUACGAUUUCAACAUCCCGGAUCUUCCCAAGGACACGCUCAGCAGUAUUCCAACCGUUGCAUACGGAGUCCCCGAUCUGGACCUUAAGAUCAGGGUCUACAUCAAUGAAACUGCAACUGGUAAGAGCAUUGCUUGUCUAGAAGCGCGGCUUUCCAACGGCAAUACGGUCUAUCAGAAACCUGUGGGUUGGAUUGUCGCCAUAGUUGCCGGUCUUGGAUUGGUUGCUUCUGCAAUCACUUCCGGGCUUGGCCAUUCCAACACCGCUGCCCAUGUUGCAGCUAAUGCGCUCUCCCUAUUCGGCUUCUUCCAGGCUCAGGCUAUGGUCGGAAUGUCCAGCGUCACUCUCCCACCAAUCGUUCAGUCCUGGACCCAAAACUUCCAGUGGAGCAUGGGUAUCAUCCAAGUUGGUUUUCUACAGAGGAUUUGCACUUGGUACCAACGAUCGACUGGCGGGGAGCCUUCCAUAAUUCUAUCCAAACUCGGAUCUACCUCCGUUCAUGUGCAGAAGCGUUCCAUUGAAUGGGGCAAUGAAUUUCUCGCCAAUGUUCCGCAUCUUUUGAAGCGAACAAACAACGAGAAGAGUAAGCAGAAAGUGGAGGAUACCAUUGUUCGGGGAAUUGAAAGAGUUGGAUUCCGUGCUAAUAUCGAGAGGACGAACAUCUUCAUGACUGGCUUGAUCUUUUUCGUCUUUUUUGUUGUCGUUGUCCUGGGGCUGGUUGCAUUGUUCAAAGGAUAUUGCGAGAUUGCGUCCAAGAAAGGCUGGAUUAAGGGUGAUAAGUUUCAGGACUUCCGAAACGGAUGGAAGGUUAUCAUGAGAGGCAUUUUGUUCCGAUUGGUACUUAUCGGUUUUCCGCAAAUGUGCAUCCUCUGUCUAUGGGAACUUACUAAACGAGAUUCGCCUGCCGAGGUUGUUUUGGCCGUAUUCAUGCUCAUUUCAAUGUGCGCGUCUCUAGGUUUCGCUGCAUUUACCGUCAUUCGUCUGGCCAAGAAAUCUGUGGAGCUACACAAAAAUCCAGCAUAUAUCUUAUACUCAGACCCUUCAGCUCUGAACAAGUGGGGUUUCCUCUAUGUUCAGUACAGGGCAACGGCCUACUACUGCGUCAUCCCCGUCCUAGUCUAUAUCUUGGUUAAGGGCAUGUUUGUCGGAUUGGCACAGCCGGCUCCCCUUGUUCAAGCUAUUGCUCUCCUUAUCAUUGAAGCUGCUGUCCUGAUCGCUGCCAGCGUGAUGAGGCCAUGGAUGGACAAAAAGACUAAUAUUUUCAACAUCUCGAUCGCUGCGGUCAAUUUUUUUAAUGUCAUUCUGCUCCUCUUCUUCACCCAAGUAUUUAACCAGCCUGGCCUUGUCACUGGCGUCAUGGGCGUCAUCUUUUUCGUUGUCAACGCAGUACUCGCCCUUAUCCUACUUAUUCUAGUCUUGAUCUCAUCGGUGUAUGCUAUCGUGUCCAAGAAUCCCGAUACACGAUAUCAACCAAUGAGAGACGACCGCGGAUCCUUCAUCAAGUCUCAGACUCAGCUGACAACGGAGCUCGAUGCUCUUGGAGCGACUGCGCGCGGUGAAUCGAAAUCAUUCGAAGACUCGUCCUCACUAUCUGGCGGAUACCCUAACCGGGCCGAUUCGCCUGCACAAACCCUACAACGCCAACAACCUCUGUCUCCUCUGGAUUCCUCUGUACCUUUAUUCCCUGCCGACAACCAAGUUCGUAAUGCUCCACCCCCAACAUAUCAGAGCCAGGUUCCAAGCGGAGGCGCAGGAUACUCUAGAGCACAAAACAUCUCGCCAGCGCCCCGAAACCUUACCACAUCGCCAUUCCCGCAUUCUCCAACGGCGACUUCGAAUCCGGCUCAGUAUAGAAUGAACAACAACAGCAGUCCAUGGCAACGUGGCGCAGGAUACGAGCAUUAAAGUUUUUGGCGGGUAGAACGAUGCUAGCGUUUGGUCGUUUUCCCCGAGAAUGAAGAGAUGACCAGUUCCAUGGGCUAGGAAAUGGGUUUUCCUUUGCCUUGCUUUAUUUUCCUAAUAAUAGGUUCUUUGGGUCUUGCUCUCUGGCGUCAUUAAGGGCUAUUGUUCUGUUUUUAUAUUUCUUGUUCUUGUUCUGUUCAUCGUACGCUAUUUUCUUUUGAAUGAAUGGACUCGAAACAUUCAAUCAUCCGCACCCCACCAAUGAUACACCUUGCCUUUUUCAUUUGCAAACCUGCUCUGCCGUUUUCCUAUGUCCCUCCCAGGCGUUUUAUAUGGUACUUUCACGUAAUUCGUGGCAAAGAGACACGGAUGUGUUGCAUUUCUACUUUCCUUCUCUUUUCCUUUCCCUUCUCUAUUUGCCCUUUACUUUUCCUUCGUCCUUUUAUUUUCCGACAUUUUUUUGUCUCAAAUCUUCGUAUGUAUAUUUUUUAACAAAAACACAUCUGCCUUCUUUGUCUCAUCUUGAACCUUACUAACCUUGGCUUCCUUUCAUAUAAAUGAUCAUUCAUGUCACUAUAUAUUUUCCUCAUUUAAACCUUGCAUGCAUUCCUUGUCUAUCAUUUCACUCUUGAAGUUUACUCUUUAUGUAUUUUGUUUUGCUACUUAAUUCUUCAGGAGAGAAACAUUAGAUACUCACAGAUUCACUCUCAAUCUCAUUCUUGAUCUCUCUUCAUUUCUUUCUUCUAAGUUGCAUGUACAUGCAUUUUCAUAUUUUGCUUGUUAAUUUUCAUUUAUUUCCCCUCUUUCAUUUGUAACUAUAAUACAAUCAAACUUCUCAUCUAAAAAUACAACACAGCCUCUUUCUUGAUUUUAUAUUUCCCAUGGAUGAUUGAUUAUAAGAUAUAAAAUAAAAUCAAAUCAACACCCCGUCAACUAAGAGAGUCUCACUCAAAAUCUGC
Molecule: messenger RNA, 3332 nt
Organism: Blastomyces gilchristii SLH14081
Lineage: Eukaryota; Fungi; Ascomycota; Eurotiomycetes; Onygenales; Ajellomycetaceae
Product: DUF907 domain-containing protein
Exons: 4
Coding region: 142-2376 (744 amino acids)
Biological process (GO): transmembrane transport; fungal-type cell wall biogenesis
Source: RefSeq, a predicted model, not a curated record